GCAGUCUAGCGAAGAAACUGGACGUUAUACUAAAAUAAACACGUAAUCUGCUAUCGUCGUCGUUGUUUCUUCCUCUUGAAGACGCUCCAUUCAAUAUCAUGCUCUUCGAUUAGGGUUUGGGAACUCUUCUCGAAUUCAAUCUCUUAAUUACAAUAAACAACGCUCAAAAAAUGGUUUCUCUUUCACUUUCUUCUACCAGUUUCGCCACCGCUUACCUCGGCAACAAAUUGCCCCUCCGGGAAAAUACACGGAAGCCGAAUUUGGCUUUUUUCAGGUCCCUCCGGGAAAAUACACCAACACGAUUUUCCGAUGCUUCGUUUCGUAUUAGGUGUGCGGUGGACGCGCCCUAUGGAGGUAAUGCUCCAAAAUUUCCCCGAGUCAGUGAUUGGGAUCCUUACAGACGCCUUGGUGUUAGCCGUGAUGCUUCCGAAGAAGAAAUUUGGGGGUCAAGAAAUUUUCUGUUGCAACAAUAUGCUGGACAUGAGAGGAGUGUAGAAUCAAUAGAAGCCGCAUUUGAAAAAAUAUUAAUGGCUAGUUUCAUACAGAGGAGGAAAACAAAAAUUAACUUGAAAACCAAGUUGAAAAAGAAAGUAGAGGAGUCUCCACCAUGGAUCAAGAAUGUGCUAAACAUUGUUGAAUUUCCACCAACCGAAAUUGUCCUUAGAAGAUUGUUUCUCUUUGCCUUCAUUGGUGGCUGGAGCAUUAUGAAUUCUGCUGAAACUGGACCUGCUUUUCAGGUGGCAAUCUCUUUGGCUGCUUGCAUAUACUUCCUAAACGAAAAGACAAAGAGUUUGGGUAGAGCAUGUGUUAUUGGGUUUGGAGCUCUUGUGGUUGGAUGGGUCUCUGGUUCAUUGCUGGUACCCAAUAUUCCAACAAUAUUGCUGCGUCCGACUUGGACCCUCGAACUUUUAACAUCCUUAGUAGUGUACUUUUUCUUGUUCGUUGGUUGUACUUUUUUCAAGUGAAGUGCCAACUAUGCUUCCAUAGAUUCAAUGUACUGUACUAUUAAUGAGUUUCUAGGUGAUCAAAUAUUUUUUGAGUUA
This is a messenger RNA of Trifolium pratense (red clover), 1043 nucleotides long. Its product is annotated as protein CHAPERONE-LIKE PROTEIN OF POR1, chloroplastic. Lineage: Eukaryota; Viridiplantae; Streptophyta; Magnoliopsida; Fabales; Fabaceae. The record is from RefSeq and is a predicted model, not a curated record. The coding region runs from base 171 to 965 and encodes 264 amino acids. Gene Ontology annotation, cellular component: chloroplast membrane. The transcript has 5 exons.